CGACAUGGUUUUACAUAGUAAUUAAAUCACCUAAAUCCAAAUAAUAAUAGGUUAAUUAUGAUUGUUUACAAAUAUCCGAAUUCGACAUAAAUCUUUUAAAAAGUCAAACAUCUGCUAAUAAUUCAUCAUUACAAUUAGUGGAAUUUUGAAUUCCGGGAUCUUCCCUCGUUUUUUGUCUCUUCUGUCUUUCAAAUUUCAAAAACGUUUUACCUCGCCUUGCUCCUACCUGAACAUAAAAACUAGGGUUCUUAUUCAGACGAUGGGUUGUUUCUUCGCAUGUUUUCGUGUUAGAGAUGACCGUCGGCCUCCAAUCCAUCUCCUCUCUCAACCAAUUGCUUCCAAUCCCAAGGAUCGUGAGUCUGGAGCUAGAAAUCAUUUAUCGACUCUGCUACUUUUCGAAGCUGAAGAUAGAGAUCAAUCGCCAUGUAAGGACAGGAAAUGCGGUGUUCUAGGUUCUGCUUCUCCUGAUUUCAAUUCGACGGAGCUGAAAGCUGAGGCUAAGUUUCUCAAAGCUUGUGGUACUUUACCACAAACUCCAGUUGAAAUUCGGAACAAUGAGAAACUGAAAGAUUUAGAACCUCAAAACAAAGAUACAAAAUCAUCAACAUUUCAUUCAUGGCUUCAAAAUGAUAGUCUUGAAAAGCUCAAACUGGAGAAGCAAUCCGAUUUGCAACCUUCUGCAAUCAAACUCUUUGAAGAAUGGGACAAUAAAUCAGAUUCUUCAUCACGUUCACUAGACAGUUGUGUGACAGGACAUGCCAAUCAAGCACAGAGUCCUAUUGCUUCAUCUACUCCUCUAGUUGCAAACACACAGUUUGGAAACAAAUCUGUUCGAUUUAAAUCUGAGAUUGAUGCCUCUUCAUUUUCAUCAAGUAGCUCUUCAUCUGAAGUUACUUCCCAAGAACCAAAUUCAAAACAUUCACCUUACCCUACCCCUCUCAGCUUAACCAAUGAUAUGCAAACACCUGGCACUGUCUUCCAUGCAUCUUUUCAUAACAAAGAAACUGGGAAGAAACCAAGGAUCAGAUCUCAGUAUGUGAUCCCAGUGCUAAGCCCUGUGGAAAAUGCCACUCAGUUGAAGAAACUCGUGGAAGAAAGUUUUAGCUCUGAUGACUCCUCAACUCAAUUUGAAGAACAUUAUAAGUCACAAGUUGAAAGAGAAGAAAAAGAGUUAAAUGUGGAUACAAGUUUGUCUUCAUGGCUACCACCAAAGCAGAAUCAUCAAGGCUCCAUUCUUCCUAAAAUUGGCAAAACUCCAGGGGAUAGACCGAUACUAGGGAUGGUUGCAGCUCAUUGGAAUGCUGAUGAAGCUGCUUCUUUCCCACCCAAGUGGUGGGAUGGGAAUGGAAUCCCCAAUUCCACUCAUAAAUACAAUGAGGAUCAGAAAGUUAGCUGGCAUGCUACACCUUUUGAAGAAAGAUUAGAAAAGGCUUUAUCUGAGGAUAAACUCACUGCUGAAAGGAAGCAACUUGGAAAGGUGCCACUGGUGGAUAUGGAUGAGAAAGAUGAAUUUUUCCGCUUUCUGGGUUUGAGCCAUUGGGUUUUUGGUUCUUUGAUUAAAAACUAUAUCCCUAAGGAAAAACAAGGGAAAACAGAGUCACAAGCGGUUUGGCCAGUGGGAUGCAAUGGUACCGCUGAAACCCAAUUCCGAUCUUCUCAACCCGAGAAUUUUCAGUUCUGUGAUGCUCAAAACAUAGAAUUUGACAGUUCUAGUGACGACAUGGUUCUCCAAAAAAACAAAGAAGAAACCAACAAGGAGUUGCAACCGGUUGCUGAGAAAAAGCGCAACUAUACAAACCGUCAGAAGUUAAAGAAAUGUGUGGAACACGAUGAGUUGUCUUUAGCUACGACAUAUGUUGAUUGUUCUAUAGAAUUUGAUAGUUCUAGUGACAUGGAUUCCCUAGAAUGCUUGGUAACAUUGACUGCACACAUUGGAAUUGGAGGUAUUGUCCAACGAAAUUGA
Messenger RNA from Lactuca saligna, 1963 nucleotides. The record is from the annotation of a GenBank genome assembly. NCBI's taxonomy places the organism in Eukaryota, Viridiplantae, Streptophyta, Magnoliopsida, Asterales, Asteraceae.